AGCCUCAUUCCCGCCACCGCGCUCCUCUUUUCGCGGCAAAAAGCUUUGGACGCGCCUCCUCCUCCACCAACGAUCCCAUGGCGAUGGCGGGCUCUGGCUAUCACUCCCCCCAGUUCUCAGAGGAUAUAGCUUGGCUCCCACCAUGGCUUCAGCCGCAUCAGCUACCUAUGUUUGGUGACUGCGAUAAAGAUGAACAGGGUGCUUGUCCUCUGGUCUGCAAGAAUGUGGUACCUCUUGAAGAUCAAGCUAUAUGCAGUGGACAGUGUGGUCAAUUUUUCAGGGACCGCGUCGGAUUUAGUGGUUGCCAUUUACAUUUAUCUGGUGAUGAUGAGACACCUGCUGGAAGCACACCAUCUUCUGGAAAUGCAUUACAUUUUCAUCUGCAUCUUUCCUCAGUUGGUGUUUCACAGCCCUUCUCAAGUCAACUUAAUGAUAUACCUGAAACAGAAAGGCGUGAAAAUAAUGAUGGUUCAUCCAGUAAUCCUGAUCCAGAAACACCAGGCAUCCAGAAUGAAAAAAUCUGUCAGCAUCUCAUGGAGGAUGGAGCCCCAACACAUGAUAUGUUGCCAGUAGGCUGCAAACCAAGGAUGUCCAUCAAACCCAUCAGAGAACCACUCAGCAAAACUGAGCGGAAUAAUCAGAAGAGAUUUCAACGAAAGCUCGAAACUUGCAAUCUCAGAAAUGCAGACGUAAAUGAUGCAGUUGAGCUUUCUGUUGCUGCCUCGGAAGCAAUGGUCAUUUCAGAAAUGGUGUCUAGUAGCUGCCAAUCUGAACUUUUGGAAGCCAAAACUAUUCUGGAAAUUGCUGUUCGUGUGAAACACGCGCGGAAUCAAUGCUGCUUGGACAUAGAGGAUGGUCCUACCUCAAGUGAUGAAAUUGAUGAGACGGAUGAACUUUGUGACUUGGAUGAAAGCUUUAUGGCAGAUGCAUUUGAAGAUGUUGGUCUGUCAAUUUCCCACUUUGUUAAUUCUUCUUAUAAUUCACCUGGUGGAAAGAAAUAUCCUGACAACUUUUGCAGUUCAGAGCAUAGGAUUCUACAAUCCAGCUAUCCAUGGGAACAAAAUACACAUGUCUCUGAGAGUCUUUGUUGUGAUAAGGAAGAAAGACAAAGCAAGAAACUCAAGGCUCAAGAAGUGGAGACCCCUGAAACUGUUGCUCAAACAUGUGGUGCUAUUGCUAUUACAUCAAAGAAUUUGCCAUUGAAACCUCUCUCUGUGCAGCAAGCAAGGCCCUCUGUAUGUCUAUAUUCUGAUUCCAACACUUCAUGUUUGAAAAACCAAUCUAUAGCUCAAGUACAAGAAGUCCAGAAUACAGAUGCUUUACCUGCAAAGCAGAUGGGUCUGGAAGAAGAUCAAAUAAUUCUUAAGGUCGGCAAAGUUAAUAUACAGGGGGAUGCAAGUAACAGGAAAAACAUAAAAGAUUUGUUUGAUGGGGAGACUAGCUUCAUCUCAGAAUCCAUGGACAUCAUUGACGAUCACCCGAUAGAGCAGAGAAUGGGAGCCGAACCAGAGAUAAUUGGAUCUUCAAGCACUCCAUGUACUAACAUACCAAGAUUUGCUUGUCAGGAAAAUGCAAGUGCUUAUGGAGAGCUUAUGAGAUCUUCUGGCUUAUCAUCUGUAGAUCCUCUUUGUUCUGUUGUACCAUGCAGUAUUUCUUCAGAUGAUGCCUUUAUUAUUUAUGAUUCCAAUCAGAAGAAGAAUGAAGAGGAUGAUGAAAAGUUCAUGAGUUCUAAGGCAGAUGUUGAGGAGCAAAUUUCGAAUGGAAAACCAACAGAACCAAAUUUUCUGGAGACUUUAUCCCCAAGGCGAUUCGCUCAGGCAGAAGAAUGUGAUCUUCCUAAGAAGCAUGCUAAAGAUUUUGGCAUGCCAAGUUGCAAGCAGGUUUCCUCACUCAAACCUUACAGCAUGGUAAUGCCUAUCCUGAACACAUCAAAGAAGAUGGUUUUCCACUAUGAUUCAGUUUCAUCCCUUAACAUGGGUGGAAAGAUUAAGGAUUCAUUUCAUAAUGAAAGAAACACCCAUCAUUUUCUGCCUAAUAAAGAUGAUUGUAGUGUUCCUUUGAAGUGCACAGACAAAAAUGUGCAUGUGGAUCGCCCAAAAAAUAGCAAUAGUUUUGGAAGUAAGGUUCAAGAUAGUGUUGAUGAACCUUUUCCCCUUCUGGAGGCCCAGCACAAUGCCUUUGGGAUUCUGUGUCAUGAGCACAAGAAGGGAUCCUCACCUUUUGUACUGAAUAAGAAGCAUCGCCUUCAGGCUUGUAAUAUAACCUUAAUUAGUGAUGGUGAAGAAGGGAGUCUAAGAGGAUUUUCAGCAUUAAAGAUGAGGAAAUGCAAAUCCAAAGUAUUGAUGAGCGAAGUUAUACAUAAGGAUCAAACCAACUCCACAUCACAUGUACCUUUGCAAAGAAGUUUGCGCUUAUGUCCUCCAAAUAAACAGGUGCUCGAGAAUAAGCAAGUUCAUUUUUUGGAAGCUAAACAUAAUAUUGACUCACCCAAGAUCAGUGCAAGGCUACAAUCUAGUUAUGGGCUUAACAGCUCACACUGUCGAACCAGUAAAAGAGCUAAAAACUCCACGUCACAGCACAAGUCUGGAACUAAAAGGAGUUAUAAUCAUCGGACAAGUUGUGAUGAGGUAGACGGAAAAGAAAUGAUCUUUCUUGGUCUGGAAUUUUUGCUGACUGGAUUUUCAAGUCAGAAGAGAAAGGAACUUGAGGCGCUGAUCAGAAAAUAUGGAGGUUAUGUCCUUUCAAAUAUACCAGCAUGUUCACCAGAUUUAAGAGGGAAAUGGAAGGUAGAUCCUGCAUGCUGGAAGCUUCCCAUCAUACUAUCUCCGAAGAAGGUACAAACAACUAAGUUCUUAUAUGGUUGUGCAAUUAAUACCUGGACACUCAAUGCUAGCUGGCUUGUUGAUUCAGUUCAAGAUGGCUCUGUUUUGUCACCAGGGAAGUACAUGACUCGACCAGCUCAACUCCCUGCAGGGGAAGGCUUAAGAAUUGGAGAGCCACUUUGCUUUGAUGACCAUUCCUUAAUCUUUGACCGAGUAGGAAUCAUGCUUUACGGCAAAGUCAGUUUCUGUACCAAAUUUUCGAAAAUUAUAAAGCAUGGAGGUGGGCGAGUGUUUAAAUCUCUACAGCGACUGGUCCAGAGCCUAAAGGAUGAGAAGAAUAAGCUGGGGGCUAUUCUUGUUGAGAAUGGAGCAAGUGUUUCACGUCACCUGAAGCACUGUGCUUCAGAGAACAAUCUACAGACAGUGCCAGCCAGCUGGAUCGUUAACAGUUUGUUUUCUGGCAAGCUGCUUCCUUUCAAGAAAGACCGUUAUGCUCCAUUGCACAAAAUUAAAAUGCCAAAAUUUCCUCAAGAUCAAUCUGCAGAUAUGAGUCAAGAAAUAUGAUCAUCAGGGCAUAUUAGAUAAAGAUGAGCUCCAUGCCUUCGCAAAGUUGAGAAAAAACAAAUACAACCCAAGGGACAAUCAGGAACUUUCAUCAAAGGAUGUGGGUUCAAUGUUCCAGACUAGAAGGUUCAUUGGUCAAGCAGAAACAGGAUGGAACACAAGACCACAGUUAAAAAAAAACAGAAAAUGGAAGAUACGCUUCUUAUCAAUACUGGUGUCUGAAGAAAAAGACGGUAUGCUGGUAAUUUUGGAGAUCUAAUAAGGAAGAGGCUGUUAACUGACCUGGAUAACCAUCAUCUUCUAGAGCCUUACAUUUUUAAAAGCUCUGCAAUAACUGCUGGGGCAUGGGUUACCUUGUAAAGAAAAAGAAGACACAAAAAGCUAGAGAAUUAGCAGUCUUGAACAGAUCUGAUCAACUUGAGAAGCACCGGAUUAUAAGAGUCCUUUAACAUAUUAUAGUUUAUAUUCUGCAAUAUAAGUGGUUGUCUUUUUAAACUUAUUUGCAUGUGCCUUUCGGAGGGUGAGUUUUGGCGUGGGUUUGAAACACAAAAUAAUCUCUCUGCAUACGAGAUAAGGUUGGUGGUACACAUUUGAUUUUC
This is a messenger RNA of Elaeis guineensis (African oil palm), 3985 nucleotides long. RefSeq lists its product as uncharacterized. Gene Ontology annotation, cellular component: nucleus. Gene Ontology annotation, biological process: positive regulation of transcription by RNA polymerase II; DNA damage checkpoint signaling. The record is from RefSeq and is a predicted model, not a curated record. Gene Ontology annotation, molecular function: histone binding. NCBI's taxonomy places the organism in Eukaryota, Viridiplantae, Streptophyta, Magnoliopsida, Arecales, Arecaceae.